UUUAUUUAUCAUAAUUUUUUUGUCGGCCAAAAAUUUAUUACUCUUUUCAUUUUAUUUAUUCCCUCUAUUUUGUUUUACAAGUCGUUUUAGUGGAUUUCACACGAUUUAAGACAGUUAAGAUAAUGUAUAUAUUAUUAUUCUUCUUCGUUAAUUUAAUAUUUACCUUAAAACUAUUAACUCUAGAAAAUGCUUUAAAUUUGAGAGUAGAUAAAACCAAUAGUUAUCAUAAAUUGUUUAAAAUUAUUUUGACCCAAAACAAAAUUUCUAAAACGAUUUACAAAACAAAACGGAGGGGGUAUCGUUUAAGGUUUAUUCACGUAUAUUAAGAAAAUCUUUAAAUUUUCUAUAUUCCUAAUUAAUAAAGUGUUUUAUUUGACUUUAUUAAUUAGUUAAUAAACUAAAAAUAGAGAUAAAAGUGGAAAACUAGAAAACAUACGCAUUGAAAAUAUAACACGAGACUUAUGAUAAAAGAAAUUAAAAUUAUUCAACGACAAUUAAAAUAAAACGGAAAGAAUAAUGAACAUCAUCGAUAAUUACAACAUAUUUAAGGAAAGAUGGACAAGUAUUAUAAAUUGUAUAUUUAGUUGACUACUAGAAUUUCAUAUCAUUUAUUAUAUUUAUUAAAUUAUUUUUUCUAAAUUUAAACAAUGGAAUCUGAAUGAGGAAUUAAUGGCAAGGAAAAGACUUAGACUAUAGUUGGAAAGAUAUAUGGGUAAGAUCAAACAAUGUAUUAUUUACAAUGAAUUUGGUCAUAAAAGAAAAAGAAAAAAAUCUAAAAAAUCAUUAUGAGAGUCAGAUGAUAAUAAAAACAUCACACUAUUAUAGGCUUCAACAUCAUCUAGAACAUAAAAAAAAUUUGAACUUAGUCAAUGUGUGUUGGUAGAAAGAAAAAGAUGAAUGACUUAAUAAAUAAGAAAAGAAAGUAAUAUGUAAAAAUGUCAGUUAUUUUCUGUACGUGGUGGGUCACAUCUCAACUAUAUUGAACUUUACGAAGGCAGAUAAAUAGGAGGCAUGAAGACUCCUUCUUCUUUACUCUGAAUUGACUUAGACGGAGAGAGAUAAAUAUAAAGAUCUCAACUUUCUAGAGAGAGAGAGAGAAGCGGAAGAGCUAGUUCUAAAGCUUAGGUUCGAUGAAAGCUCUUCGACGGAUUCAAACGCGGUCUUCUUUUCCAAAUCCUUCGUCGCCAUUAUUCUCUUCUCCCUCGUCUUCAUCUUCUCCAUGGACUCACUUGCGUUCUGCUCUUGUCCUUGUCACUUCUUCAUCUCCCGCAAAAUCUUCUUCUUCCUCCUCCAAUCCGAAUCGAGUAAAAUCACCGUGGUCACGGUUUAAACGGAAAAAGCCCCUCACGCUUCAACGGUGGAAAAGCUUCUUCACCCCUGAUGGUAGACUUCGGAACAGAGGAGUUGGUUUGUUGAAGAAAGUCAGGAGUAGAGGUAUUGAUCCUAGCAUCCGUUCAGAGGUGUGGCCCUUCCUUCUUGGAGUGUGUGAUUUAAAUAGCUCCAAAGAAGAGAGAGGUGCUAGAAGAACUCAGAGAAGAAAAGCGUAUGAGAGACUACGCAGGAAAUGCAAAAGGCUUCAAAGACAAGACAGCUGCGAGUUCAAGUUAAACAAGAUCAAUAAACCUCCUCCAGACAAGCAUAAUGGUUGGUCUUUUCCGCAAGACACUGACAGUUCCUGUUCUGAUGAGUCACUCUCUAGCGACAAAGAAAACACAGAAGAUAUUGGGUACAUGAGUGACGACGUCUCAUGUACUCUUGACAACAACUACAGUGGCUCAACACACGUGAACUCUGAGUCUUCAGACUCAGAUUCUUUAGACGACAACAACUCUGUUCAUGCCUUUCCUUCUACUCAAGGGAGAGAUGACAAUAGUACUUCUCCAUCAAGCAUAUACAAUAUCUCCCGCACCAAAGAGGAUUUUGUUACCUGGCAGCGUAUAAUCCGCCUAGACGCAGUCCGCGCCGACACAGAAUGGUUCCCAUACUCCCCAUUCCAAGCCUUAGUAUCCGAAGCCAAAGCGCGACGCGCUGCUGCAGCGGUUAGUCUAAAAGACUACACUCACUUAGAGCCAUGGAAGAUCUUUCACGCCGCGCGCCUCGUGGCCAUCCUCGAAGCCUACGCCUUGCACGACCCCGAGAUAGGCUACUGCCAAGGGAUGAGCGACCUUCUCUCCCCAAUACUCACAGUCAUCCCCGAAGACCACGAGGCCUUCUGGUGUUUCGUAGGGUUCAUGAAAAAGGCUCGUCAGAACUUCAGGGUCGACGAAGUUGGGAUCACGAGGCAGCUCGGCAUAGUCUCGAAGAUCAUCGAGUCCAAAGACUCGAAGCUCUACAAGCACCUUGAGAAAGUCAAGGCGGAGGAUUGUUUCUUUGUCUACAGAAUGGUGCUCGUAAUGUUUAGGAGAGAGCUGACGCUGGAGCAGACGCUGUUUCUCUGGGAAGUGAUGUGGGCGGAGCAAGCUGCGGUGAGAGCUGGGGUUGGGAAGGCUUCUUGGAGCAGUAGAAUAAAGCAGCAGGCUCCUCCUACGGAUGAUCUGUUGCUAUAUGUGAUAGCAGCUUCGGUGUUGCAGAGGAGGAAAGUUAUCAUCGAGAAGUACAAUAGCGUGGAGGAGAUAUUGGGGGAGUGUCAUAGUAUGGUUGGGAAGCUAGACGUGUGGAAGCUCUUGGACGAUGCACGUGACCUUAUUAUUACCCUCCGCAGUAAGAUUGAACAAUAUGAUCACAUAAGGUCAGAAUCAAAAAUAGGCAUGUGAUUUUUUUUUUGUGUGGUGAUGUUUGUUUCUCUACCUGAGUUUGUUGAUAGAUGGUGGCUUGCUGUAUCUCCAUUUUGAAUUUUGUAUGUGUAACAAACAAGUCUUGUGCCGGGGGAAGAGAAUCUUUCUCCGGUGAUAUAAUAAUUGUGGAUUACAUA
Brassica rapa (field mustard) is the source of this 2911-nucleotide messenger RNA. Its product is annotated as GTPase-activating protein GYP7. Gene Ontology annotation, biological process: activation of GTPase activity. NCBI's taxonomy places the organism in Eukaryota, Viridiplantae, Streptophyta, Magnoliopsida, Brassicales, Brassicaceae. Gene Ontology annotation, molecular function: GTPase activator activity. The record is from RefSeq and is a predicted model, not a curated record.